AUGAAUUUGAUCGUUGGCAAUAGCAUCGAAAUUAAUCCAUUAGAUAAUCCAGCCAAUGAGAUGCCUAAAAAAUAUUGCACACAUUACCUUUAUUGGUCUUCGUCGACGAGUUCACCUGGUGUCAUAACUGCCAACUUGCUUUGGAAAUCGUUGCAUGUGAUGCGAAAAUACACUACUGAAUCAGAGAAAACGUUAUGUCCAGAAACUUUAAUAAAUCUUAAUAAUACCACUGCGAAACUAUCAAAUUAA
Messenger RNA from Ambispora gerdemannii, 249 nucleotides. Lineage: Eukaryota; Fungi; Glomeromycota; Glomeromycetes; Archaeosporales; Ambisporaceae. The record is from the annotation of a GenBank genome assembly.